Molecule: messenger RNA, 1726 nt
Organism: Zeugodacus cucurbitae (melon fly)
Lineage: Eukaryota; Metazoa; Arthropoda; Insecta; Diptera; Tephritidae
Exons: 2
Coding region: 219-1652 (477 amino acids)
Source: RefSeq, a predicted model, not a curated record
UGUUACCUAAAUUAUCGAUACCUCUACAGAUAGAAAGUGCAUGCAUGCGCAGUACCACAAAUUGAAACCAGCUGUUGUUGACAUCCUAAUAAAACAAAUUUGUAAAAAUCCAAUAAAUACACAAAAUAUAUUAAACUAAGAAAAAUUUCAUACCGAAAUAUGAGAAUUUAACGACGUUUUAAAUAAUACGGAAUUUGUAAACAAAUUGUUGCAGCAAAAUGGAAAGAGAUGAAAAUGAUCAAGUAAUUCAAUUAAAAGUAGAUAUACAUAAAAAGUUUGCGAACUUACGAUCAGCACUUCUAAUGAGGGAAAAGUUGUUAUAUCGGCAAUUGGAAGUUGUGGCAUCAACAACACAGCACUUAACUGAAUGUGGCGCUGAAACCAAUAUCUUAUUUAAAUCCAGAACCAAUGAAGGAGAUGACAUAAAAAUAUUAUUUGAAGAGGAAGCUGAACUACUACGUUCAAUUCGAACCUUCGGUCGGUUUCAACUAGGGUCAAUGGUAUUAGCUCUUAAACAAGAGGAUUAUAUUACUCCUAACUGUGACCAUGAAACAAUGUACAAAAAUAUUCAAUCUGAUGAAAAUCAAUGUAACUUAUUACCUCAACAAAAACAAGUUUCUGAUUCUGUAUUGGUUGAUUUUUCUAAAGACAAAUCUUUGAUUAAACAUAAUGUGAAAUAUAUAAAUGAUUCCAUAGUAAAUAUAACACUAGAGGAGGCUAAGGAUCUAAUAAGAAGUACACAUGUUAGAAAUGAAAGAACAAUACCUCAAUUAAAUUUGGAAGAGUUGGAUGAUGAGGUGGAAUCUCCUAUUGUUGAAGCCGUAUCUAAUUUGAGCCGAGGUACUUACACUAACAACAGUGACACUGUUAGCAGCGUAACAAAUAUAACGGACACAUCUUCUGUUAAAAGGUCAAAAUUCGUUCGAACCAAACCAAAAGUUACCAUUAACAACUGCAACGGCAUUAUCAACCUUCGCAAUAUUUCCAGCGUUACAAUAAAUUGUAGUAAUGAAAAAUGUGAACAUCUUGAUGACGUGAAAGUAGAUAAAAACAUGGCAGAUAUAUCAGAAGUUUGUAUACCCAGUUCAUUUGAUUCGUCAUCAAAUCAAUCCAGUAAUUCAAGUUCUAGAUCACAAUCGAAAAAAGUAAAAAAAUACGAAAUUAAUACAGAGAAUCAUAUCGAAACAAAGAAAAAAUCUAGCCAACAUUUACCUAACAUAUCAGUGGUUCCAAUAAAUAGUCACUCAACAUUUGAAUAUAAUGAUUGCGGUAAUACUACACCAAAUGCUGGAGGUGCUGAAAUUACUUGUGACUUUUACAGUCGAUUGUUUAAUGAAAUCAAACGGAACAUCGAUCAAAAAGGACCCACGGUUAAUAUAGGGAUGCUCAGAAAAACACUACCAUCAAAUCCUCACAAAAGAGUAACGGAACAAAGUAAUCCAAAUCCAGUUCCAUUGGAAGAAACUAUACAAACGGAACCGCAAUUAGUUUUAAAGAAUUUUGAAAAUCUUAAUGUUUUUUUAAAAAAUGACAAACACAGUGAACCAAUUAGUUCAGUUCAUAUAGAGCAUUGGUUAUCGGAGAUUAUUAAAGAUACUGAUUUAGAGCCAAUGCAAAACAAUGACAUAUUAGAACAUAGCAAACUUAAAUAAUAAAAACGAUUAUUAUUCUUGUUUGUUUGGACCCCUAAUUAAUUAUACGUAAUGUUUAAGUUCAGUUAUAUGCA